CGCUUUGAACGCGGCCAGUUCUGUCUAUUGUGUUUAUGUUGAGCUCUGCACAGUUUUCUUGUGAAUGGACGCAACGUCACAGUCAAAGUUUGUUAUCUCUCCUUACGACAUGGACUGGAAAACAUCUUAAAUACCGAUCAUCCGUGCUCAAAUGCAAACAUGAACAAAGGCUGGCUGGAGCUCGAGAGCGACCCGGGGCUGUUCACUCUGCUGGUUGAAGAUUUUGGUGUGAAAGGUUUCCAGGUUGAGGAAAUCUAUGAUCUUCAAAGCAAAUGUCCAAGUCCUGUGUAUGGGUUCAUCUUCUUGUUCAAGUGGAUCGAGGAACGUCGAUCCAGGAGGAAAGUCAACACUUUGGUGGAUGAGACCUCUGUCAUCGAUGAGGAAAUUGUAAAUGAUAUGUUCUUUGCUCAUCAGCUUAUACCGAAUUCAUGUGCCACCCACGCCUUGUUGAGUGUGCUCCUGAACUGCAGUGGUGUCGAGCUCGGCACCACUCUGAGUCGCAUGAAGGCUUUCACUAAAGGCUUUAGUCCAGAGAGUAAAGGUUACGCAAUAGGAAAUGCCCCAGAGCUUGCAAGAGCACACAACAGCCAUGCCAGACCGGAGCCCAGGCACCUGCCGGAGAAACAGAAUGGAAUCAGUGCAGUGCGAACCAUGGAAGCAUUCCAUUUUGUUAGCUAUGUACCCAUCAAAGACCGUCUCUUUGAGCUUGACGGACUCAAGGCUUACCCCAUUGACCAUGGGCCUUGGGGAGAGGAGGAGGAAUGGACUGAUAAAGCUCGGCGAGUUAUCAUGGAGAGGAUUGGACUGGCCACUGCUGGUGAGCCAUACCAUGAUAUCCGCUUCAACCUGAUGGCGGUGGUGCCUGACCGCAGAGUUAAGUACGAGUCCAAACUGGAGAUUCUGAAGAGGAAUCGACAGACUGUUCUUGAGGGUCUACAGAAGAUGAUCCGGCUCACCCAGCCGGAGCUGGUACAAGACAAGAAGCAGCAGGACUCCUCCUCACCUGAUGACAGCACCAAAGUGAUCAAGAAAGAGACAGAUGUGGAGCCAAUUACAUCCAAGGGGGCAUCUACAGGAAACACUAAGGUCAUGGGCAAACCAACAGUCCCCUCUGGAGGAGGUACUCAGCAGGUCACCGGUCCCGACCCAAUUGUUCAACGUCUGCCUGCUUUCCUGGACAACCACAACUACGCCAAGCUUCCGAUGCAGGAGGAGGAGGAUCUCGCUGCUGUAGUUGGUCGCUCUCGGAUAUUGGGGCCUCCCAAACCGCCAUACUCCGAUGAUGAAGACUAUGAGGAUGAUGAGGAAGAAGUAACUGGUUCUGCAAGCACUUCAAACAGGUUUAGGCGGAAAGCAAGUCUGCGUUCACGACCAGGACGGGCUGUGGCUGGAAUGGAAAGCCAGAUUGCUUUGACUGUCUUGGCUGAGAAACUGAAGAAAGAGGCCCAGAAGAAAGAUGCCCUAAAUACACCUCUCUCCGUACGCACAGAGGGCCGAACGGGGGGCAUUUCUAUCACAUCUGCCUCACAGCCCUCCCCCACGCCGAGCAACGAAAGCACCGACACAGCCUCCGAGAUUGGCAGUGCCUUCAACUCCCCACUGCGCUCGCCUGCACGCUCCCAGGCUGCGACGCGGCCGUCCAGUCCGGUUGCCUCCCAUCUGUCCCGUGUGCUGUUUGGGGAAGAUGAAAUGCUCAGGCUGGACUCUAGACAUAACCGUGCUGUGAGAGAACUGGGUCCCUCUGUCAGCCUGGCCAUGUUACACCUUCAGGAGGAUGGAAUCAUCUAUGCUCUGCCUCCAUCUGUAGAUUGUGCUGCUGAGGGUACAAAGCAGCCUGAGAAGAUAAAAGAGGAAGAUCAAGCAGGAGUGGUAGCAGGAGAGAAGGAGGAAGAGAAGCAGGGACCAUCUGUGAAGGUGAAAGAAGAGGAGAACAAAGAUGGAGCAGAGGUGAAACCCAGCAUUGAAAAACUCCCUGCUACGGAUACUGCUGCAGGCAGCAAGUCCGCGGGGGAUAAGUAUUCACCAAAAGAGCUGCUCGCACUGCUUAAGUGUGUAGAAGCCGAUAUCGCAAAUUAUGAGGUGUAUCUAAAGGAAGAAGUGGAAAAGAGAAAGAAAUACAAAAUAGACGAUCAGAGGAGGACACACAAUUACGAUGAGUUCAUCUGCACCUUUAUUUCAAUGCUGGCCCAAGAAGGAAUGUUGGCGAGCCUUGUCGAGCAAAACAUUUCCGUGCGCCGUCGCCAGGGAGUAAGUAUUGGCCGCUUGCACAAACAGAGGAAGCCGGAUCGCAGGAAACGCUCUCGACCUUACAAAGCCAAACGCCAGUAAUCACAAACAAUCAUAACGCCUGUAAGUAACAGAGAAAAAUAAGCUGCUGCACUCCUGAAGUCCUCAUUCAGACGGAUUACUGUUGCAUUUUACUCUCAGCCUCGUCUUGUUCAUGACAUCCACCAUGUAUUUGAUCAGUUCUUUUAUCCCAUGUGUAAAUAUGUACCGCCAUUUUAGACUCAUUGUAAAUUUUCUUCCCGUGCCAAUGCUAUCUACAGUUUGUAAAUAUGAAAAAAAGGCAUGUCCCCAACAAUGCACCUGGAUGCUUUUUAUUGAAACUUCUUCCCUAGAGUCAUGUGGUCAAUACAAUACAGUGGAUUUCUCUUAAACACCUCUGUAAGUCACACACUUUGGUGACCAUACGUCAGAAUCUCUUCAGCUGUGUCCAUCUCUGGUGAUUUCACGGUGCCAAUGAAGUAUUGAAUGUUUUGACAGAAAAGGUCACAUUUUAUUCAUCCACAGCAUUUCAGCCUCACUUUACUUCUUGUAAGUAAUUCACUGUAUAAAAUGAAAGAAAGCAUAUUUUAAUCACAUUCUUCAUAGGUGCUUUUAAUAUCAAGAAGAAGUCAUGAUGCAUCAGGUUUAGUUUUUUUUUCCUUUUCAUUGGAAUGUCCAGUCCACUGAGAGUCUGUAUGUAUAUCUCUCGAGGUCCUGCGAAUGAAAAUCAAGCUCUUGUGUUAUUUUUCUACCUGAAAUGGAUCUCAGAGUGAGUGAAUAUUAGAUUGGUUGUGUGCAGUUGUGUGUUUUGUACAUAUGUAUCUGUUAAUGGCUCACUUGUACAAUGAGUUCAGUCAUUCUUUGUGCUUGCCAAUUCAUAUUAUAAAUAAAGUAGGUGAAAAUACCUCACUAUAAUAAGUGUGUUUGGGUUUU
This is a messenger RNA of Platichthys flesus (European flounder), 3198 nucleotides long. RefSeq names its product BRCA1 associated protein-1 (ubiquitin carboxy-terminal hydrolase) (gene bap1). The transcript is spliced from 17 exons. Gene Ontology annotation, biological process: ubiquitin-dependent protein catabolic process; protein deubiquitination. NCBI's taxonomy places the organism in Eukaryota, Metazoa, Chordata, Actinopteri, Pleuronectiformes, Pleuronectidae. The record is from RefSeq and is a predicted model, not a curated record. Gene Ontology annotation, cellular component: cytoplasm. Gene Ontology annotation, molecular function: cysteine-type deubiquitinase activity. Bases 160 to 2328 code for a protein of 722 amino acids.